Messenger RNA from Aspergillus luchuensis, 2268 nucleotides. RefSeq names its product serine/threonine-protein kinase. Lineage: Eukaryota; Fungi; Ascomycota; Eurotiomycetes; Eurotiales; Aspergillaceae. Gene Ontology annotation, cellular component: nucleus; cytoplasm. Gene Ontology annotation, biological process: protein phosphorylation; intracellular signal transduction. The record is from RefSeq and is a predicted model, not a curated record. Gene Ontology annotation, molecular function: ATP binding; protein serine/threonine kinase activity. The transcript has 4 exons. The coding region runs from base 1 to 2268 and encodes 755 amino acids.
AUGACUGUCUGCUACGACCACCACUCCUUAUCACGGGGCGCUGCGCCCACUUCAGUCGCCAGCCUCGAAGACAGGUUCGAGGUCCUCAAGGAAGUGGGUGAUGGCAGCUUUGGUAGCGUGGCAGUCGCACGUGUGCGGACUGCUGGUUCCAAUGUUGCACGGAGGGGGACGAUGGUUGCCAUCAAGACGAUGAAGAAGACCUUCGAGUCAUUGGCUCCCUGCCUCGAACUCCGUGAAGUCAUCUUCCUGCGAUCCCUGCCUCCCCAUCCCCACCUUGUUCCAGCCCUUGAUAUCUUCCUCGACCCGCUCUCACGCAAACUACACAUCUGCAUGGAGUAUAUGGAUGGCAACCUUUACCAAUUAAUGAAAGCCCGGGAUCACAAGCCCCUCGAUGGCAAGCAUGUCAAGAGCAUCCUUUACCAGAUCUUGGGGGGUCUCGACCAUAUCCAUGCCCAUCACUUCUUCCAUCGCGACAUCAAACCCGAAAACAUCCUCGUCUCGACAUCCGCCCCUAAUGACUCUGCUUUCAGCCGUUACUCUAACCUCGUCACCCCUCCUUCUACUCCCCCGACAUAUACUGUGAAGAUCGCCGACUUUGGUCUCGCCAGAGAGACUCACUCCAAGCUCCCCUACACGACAUAUGUCUCUACCAGAUGGUAUCGGGCGCCUGAAGUUCUCCUGCGUGCAGGAGAAUACUCAGCACCGGUGGACAUGUGGGCUAUCGGCGCCAUGGCGGUCGAGAUUGCUACCCUGAAGCCACUGUUCCCUGGUGGAAACGAAGUUGACCAGGUCUGGCGUGUUUGUGAGAUUAUGGGAAGCCCUGGUAACUGGUACAGUAAGUCGGGAGCUAAGCUCGGAGGUGGUGAGUGGAGAGAGGGCUCGCGUCUUGCCCAGAAGCUGGGAUUUACGUUCCCGAAGAUGGCGCCCCAUUCCAUGGAAAGCAUCCUUCAGGCGCCCCAGUGGCCCGCCGCUCUUAGCCAGUUCGUCACGUGGUGUUUGAUGUGGGAUCCUAAGAAUAGACCGACUUCGACACAGGCCCUCAACCACGAGUACUUUGCUGAUGCCAUUGACCCAUUGAGACCCAAGUCUUCCACAGCUCGCCUUCUGGGCCGGAAGCAAUCGGACAAGAGCUUCAAGUCCGCCAAUCGUGAUGCGAGUGAAUCUUCGACCUUGUCAUACAAGUCGUCGUGGUUCCGGAGGUCCUUGAUCGGCAGAUCGGAAAGCCCGGUGCCACCUGUGGAGAGUGAGAACUCGUCCAAGCAAUCGGUGGCUUAUUCGGACCUUCAGGCUGGGAAGAGCAAGCCGGCGGCCACGCAAGCCAAUUCGUCUCUCGCCCAUUCAGGCGACAGUGCCAACGCCAGCAAGGCGAGCAAGAAGAUUGGCAGACAGCUUUCUGUCAACUCGCACGGUAAUCACUACGCUGAUAUCCACCGCCAAGAAGCAGAGAGAGCGCUCAAUGGCGGGGGAACCGUGUAUUCCGCAGUGACUCCCAAGGAGAGCUUUUUCUCGCACCUCCGCAAGCGCGCUCGCAGACUAUCCGGUCGCAACCAGGCCAACUCUGGUACUGACGAUGUUGAGGCUAACGCUGGCUGCAUGCCUUGGUCGAAUCGGUCCUCUCUGGCUCUGGACUCCGUCAACAACGUUGGCGAGUCCAAGCAGGGUUCCGAUCUCUCGGAGCUGGACAAGGCCCUCCAGACUGUGAAACAUUCGCUUGACUCGGCCGCCCUUGGCAAUGUUCCCGUGCAAAUCACCUCCCCAAUUGAGAGCACCAAGCGCCAAUCUAUGCCGCAGGGCUCGAUUCGCUCGAUGGGAGAAAGCCCUGUCUCGACCAGCGGCACUGGCGGGCCAAUCUCCAGCCGGACUAGGCGCGCAAUGCAGAUGUCGAACAACCCUAUCCACCGCUAUGAGACUCCUGAAGAGGAGGACGAGCUGCUGGAUGAGGUCUUGCAUUCAGCGAGCAGGGCUGCUAGGCGUUUGGCACAGACCGAAGUGUCAUCGGAAGUUUCGUCGAACUACAGCCGCCCGGCCGUUGGUAACGACAGCUCUCGCCCCCUGCCCAGUCCUUAUCCCACUCCCUCUCCGUCCGCCAAAUGCGAUGGCGUCUGCUUCGGUCACUCCGAUGCAACGCCAUGCAGACGCCUGCCCCUCGCGGAGGAGAAGACGGACGCAAACACCAGUCGCCAAUGGCCAACUCCUCCAUAUGAAGAUGGUGACUGGGCGAAGCCAGCUCCGGCAAAGUUCCUGACGGGCUCAGCAACUUGUCGCUAG